AUGGCGUGCGAGUUGUGUGUGUUUCUGUGGUGCUUGUGUGUUUCAGAGAUUCAGUGUCAUGACUGGGGUGUGUGGAGCAAGGGUUCGGUGCGGGUGUAUGACGGGGAGGUGGCGUAUCUCUACUGUCCGCUCUUCUCUCAUCCCACGCUCUACAGCUACAGUCAGACUCAGAACAGCAGUCUGUCUCUGCUGUGGUACCGACACCCACACACACACGAGCUGGAGCAGCCCAUCAACCUCAAACUACACACACUGCACAAAGACCGCGAGUACCUGUGGAUUCAGCCGGCCUCGGCGCAGGACGCCGGACUCUACAUCUGCAUGCUCCGCAACAUUUCCUCGUGUGUGAAGAUCGGCGUGGAGCUGGAGGUGAUUCAGAAGGACGGAGAGUGUGACAGGAGAGCUCAACCUCACCUGAACCUGACUAUACCGUUCCAGAGCGAUCAAACCCUCACCUGUCCAAACCUGAACACACUCACGCUGCCCAACAGCACACACUCCGUCAGCUGGUACCACUUAUGCAGGACUGAACUGUUUCGAGGAGACCGGGAGCUGAAAGGAGAUGAUCUGGUGAUCUACAGGAUGAUGGAGCCGUACACCGGACUCUACACGUGUGUGGUUUCUUAUCAGAUGAACGGACGCACGCUCCAGUUCACACGCAACAUCAACGUCAUAGCUGUUGUUCCUGAUGUGGGCAGUAAAGUUCCCAUCGUUCUGAAUCCCGCGAGCGAUCAGAUCUACACAGUGACUCUGGGAGACACAGCGACGCUGUCCUGUCGUGUGCUUCUGCCUCACCUGUACGAGGAAAAGCAGUACAUCUGGUGGACCGUCGAUAACAAAACCCUGGAGCAGCUCGCCGACCCGCGAUUCAGCUCACCUGAGGCCAAGCUUGUGUCGAAUGAUUACGGUGACGAGAGGAAAGAACGAGUCCUGUAUGUGAUGGAUUUUUCAGCUGACGACCUGCAGAGGGAGUUUAACUGCUCCGCCAGAAACAGCCGCGGGAUUAACACCAGCAGAGCCGUACUCAAAACCGAACCGUACGUCCCGACUCUAGAGCUGGGCUGUGGUUUAGGUGUGACGCUGGCGCUCAUGUUGAUGAUGUUCGUCAUCUAUCACGUGUUCUGGCUCGAGCUGCUGCUGCUCUAUCGCUCGUGGUUCGGCUCAGAUGAGAGAUACACGGAUGAUAAGCAGUAUGACGUGUACAUCUCAUACGCUCGCAACAGUGAGGAGGAGGAGUUUGUUCUGUCCACGCUGCGUCGAGUCCUGGAGACUGAGUUCGGUUACUCCGUCUGCAUCUUCGACCGGGACAGUCUUCCUGGAGGAACUAUAACAGACGAUACGCUGAGGUUUGUGGGUCAGAGCCGCAGGCUGGUGGUGGUUGUGAGUCCGUGCAGCGCUGUCCGCGGGACACAGGCUCUGCUCGAGCUGCAAGCCGGACUGACCAGCAUGCUCCACGGCGGCAGCCUCAGGGUGGUUCUGAUCCAGUUCAAACCGGUCCAGAGGAAGAGCUGGGUCAAAGAGCUGCGCCGGGCCCGGCUGGCGCUGACCCUCGUACGCUGGCAGGGCGAGAAAUCGGCCCCUCUGUCCUCACGCUUCUGGAAACAGCUGCAGCUGGAGCUGCCCAUGAGGAGGAACACACAACACACACAACACACACAACACACGCAAACGCUGCUACCAGAUAUCACACAACACACACCCGACACACACACACAAAACACACAUCAUGCAGAAGAGAAACUCAUCGAUCCUUACUCUACCAGUGCCUUAUAGACAUCAGCUGUGUCCAUAGUCAAGCUUUUGCAUAGCGCUUUUCACAAUCUGCAUCAUUUCAAAGCAGCUUUACAGACAGUGAAUGUCAUAUAGUAUUUUCAGUGUAAAUUUUGUAUUAUAUUUAUACUGUAAUGGUAU
Messenger RNA from Sinocyclocheilus grahami, 1911 nucleotides. RefSeq names its product interleukin 1 receptor accessory protein (gene il1rap). Bases 1 to 1773 code for a protein of 590 amino acids. Gene Ontology annotation, molecular function: interleukin-1 receptor activity. The record is from RefSeq and is a predicted model, not a curated record. The transcript is spliced from 10 exons. Gene Ontology annotation, biological process: signal transduction. Lineage: Eukaryota; Metazoa; Chordata; Actinopteri; Cypriniformes; Cyprinidae.